UAUUAGCCGAAGCUGAGGAGCAGCAUCAUCUGAGCUGAAUCACAGCCCACAUUUCUCCCUACGUUUAAAGAUCACACUGUCAGACCAAAACAACCAGAGGCUGUAUUGAUUCCUCCUGGCAGACAAAGCUUCAGUCUGGAGAGUACAUGUGAUGGCUCAGCCUGGAUGGCAGGUGCCACUGGAAGGCACCUGCAGCUGACACGUCAACAACCAUCAGGCAGAAUGUCAUAUGGAUCUAUUGACGGAGGCUCCUUUGGCAGUCGCAACCCAUUUGGAGGUCCUGUGAGGCAGGGCUACCAGCCAGUAGCCACACAGGUCAGCCCCUCAGAACUGCAAGAUGUGUUUCAGGAGACCUCCUCCAGUAUAUUCCAGAUCAACACCAACGUUGUCACUCUAGAGAAGAAUCUUCAAUCCCUGGGAACGUCUAGAGAUACAGAAGAGCUACGACAGAGUCUACACUCCACACAGCAGCAAACGAACAAAGUCAUCACCAGCACAAGCCAACUCAUCAAACAGCUCUCUGAUAUAAUCAGUGGCUCUUCACGGCAAGACCGUCUACGCCUGACCAGACUAAAGACUGAACUCUCAGAGUCUGUGCAGCGCUAUGGGGAUCUGCAGAAGAAAAUUGCAGAACGCUCAAGGGCCUUGCUGCCUCCAGCACAGAAAGACAAGAAGAAGAAUGUAAAUACCCCAUCCAGUCAGCAGAUGGAAGAGGGUCCACUAUUUGGAGAAGGAGCAGGCUCAGAGGGAAGAGCUCAGGCUUUCUUGUCUGAGAUCAGUGAGGAGGACGUGGAGGUGCUUCGCCAAAGAGAGGAGGCCCUGCUACAGAUCGAAAGAGACAUGCUGGACGUUAGUCAAAUCAUGAAGGAUCUGGCCAGUAUGGUCCAUGAACAAGGAGACGCCAUAGACAGCAUUGAAGAUUAUAUCCAGACUGCAUCGUCCAAUGUGGAAUCAGCCAAUCAGGAGCUUGCGAAGGUCAACCAAUACCAGAGGCAGCUGAGGAAGAGAAAGUGCUACCUCCUGGUGGCUGGAGCCAUCGUCCUCACCAUCCUCAUCAUCAUCAUUGCUGUUUCAGCAAGAAAAUAAGACUGGCUACUGUGGUAGCUACUGUCAUUACAGUGUCACCUCGGUGCUCCUGCCCAGUCUGAUCCCUAACCUGAGCAGCUGGUUUCCAGUAGGAGGGAGCUGCCCUGCAACAAAAUCUCUACUCCAUCAUCUCUGGCUCUGUUUACAUGUGCUUAAGUCUGGGGAUGGAGGCCUUUCUCAGCAUACCAAUUUGUCAAGAGGUAGCCCCAGUCUGAGCCUCUUGUGUAAUAAUCAUUGUGCUUAUUUAUUUUUUAUGCUGUGGCUGUUUCCUGUGACUCGGAUGUUAUCAUCAUUGCUGAAGUCACAAAUGUGACCUUAGUCAUUACACCAGGGGCACAAGCUGGGGGGUUUCCUGUCUUGAAUGUGAUGGGUUGCUAUUGUAUAUCACACACCUGCAGCUCCUAUCUGUGGUGUUUUAUCAUAAAACCGGAUGAAAAUGGAUCAGAAGCUUCAGGGUGAGACAAGGCAGCUUGAGCUCUACUGUCUUCACUGGUGUACCGUAUGCUCCGUUUUCUUUAUGUAUUUUUAUUGAAAUGAACUUCAUAUGUAUCAGCUUGUAGUGUAAAUGAAUUAGUAUUAUAUUGUACCGUUUCUUGAUAUUGUUAAAUAUUGUUUGGUCAUAUACAUAUAUGUAUACAAAUAUCUUCCACAA
Xiphias gladius (swordfish) is the source of this 1738-nucleotide messenger RNA. It is a transcript of the gene tsnare1, whose product is annotated as T-SNARE Domain Containing 1. NCBI's taxonomy places the organism in Eukaryota, Metazoa, Chordata, Actinopteri, Istiophoriformes, Xiphiidae. The coding region runs from base 166 to 1086 and encodes 306 amino acids. The transcript has 13 exons. Gene Ontology annotation, molecular function: SNAP receptor activity; SNARE binding. Gene Ontology annotation, cellular component: endomembrane system; membrane; SNARE complex. Gene Ontology annotation, biological process: vesicle fusion; intracellular protein transport; vesicle-mediated transport. The record is from RefSeq and is a predicted model, not a curated record.